Molecule: messenger RNA, 4002 nt
Organism: Heterobilharzia americana
Lineage: Eukaryota; Metazoa; Platyhelminthes; Trematoda; Strigeidida; Schistosomatidae
Source: the annotation of a GenBank genome assembly
AUGCUCCUCUGGACGCUUUGCAUGGUUUUAUUUUUCCAUUCGAAAAUAUCAGGAACGACAAAUCCUUGGUAUGGUUGCCCCCAGGAUGAAAAUUUAGAUACAAAUUGUCCUGAUGGUUGGUUCAGCUUUGAAGCCAACUGCUACUCCUUCUUUGUGCAAAGCCAAUCUGACUACUUGUCUGCAAGAAAAAACUGUGAGACACAUGGUGGAUCAUUGUUGCGUAUUGAUAGUUUGAAUGAGCAUCAGUUUAUUUCCAACAGACUGAAUGAUAUUGCUGUAAACCGGUCUGUGCGAUGGUACACAGCCGGUGUUAUGCGUCCCGACUCUUUUGGUGAAUUUAUGUGGGAAGGCCAUCCUGUGAUGUAUCAAAAUGUCCGGUCAGAAUUGAUGUCUUUAUGGCUGGAUAUUAUACCUAGACCGUCUGAACGUCCUUCGUUUCCAAAGGACCGCACUCGCCUUGUUUAUGGAACUGACAGAAAUCGCUGGGGUUGGUACCUCGACACACCAAGCGUGAGAAGAGGCCAUAUUUGCCGAGCUCCUGUUGCAAACGCUAACCAACUUCUUUCUAUUUCAAAAUCAUUGGCUUAUGGGAGUGAUACACCGUAUCGAAUAGCAAGAGGCCCAUGUUUUAUUAUUCAUCCCAAGGAUGUAUUAUACGUUCAUCAAAUGAGCAGCGAAAAAUAUGCAGAGUUACGCUGCGAAGCAAAUGGUAAUCCUCAGCCAACCUAUAGGUGGUAUUACGUUAGCACUGAUAUGUGGACGAAUAGCACAGGAAGCACGAUGACAAUAUUGCAUCGCAUACUUAUCGAUGCGGCAUCUGAACCAUCUGGUCGCAUUUCCAUUAGUGCUGGAUCCUUAGUUAUUCAUAACCCCGACACAUCGACCGACUCUCAAAUGUUUCAGUGUGAGGCCAGAAAUAUUUACGGAUCCGUUCUCAGUCGGACUGCAAGAAUAAUAUUCGGCCAACUUGAAACGGCUCCUAAACAACCAAGAAACGAAAGAAUAGUAAUGUCUCAUCAAAGCGAAACAUUGCCUUGUGAACCUCCUGCCCAUUCACCUCCAGAUAGCCUGCUGUAUACCGUUUACAUGAACAAAAUGGGGAACUCGAGCCAGUUUUGCCGCAGGCUUAUUGGUUUCUCUGAAGUUACUGUAGUGGACAGUGGUACUUAUGUGUGUAUGAUAACGAUGCAGUUUGACGGUCAUCGUAUGUAUGAUUCACCGAAACUCCCAGAUAUGCCUUUUACUGUGCGCUACAGCAAUGAACCCAGACAAGAUCCAAGGAUAUAUGAUGACUUCCCAGCCGUUUGGCCUACAAAUCCUCAACGUGGUCAACUUGUUCGCUUGGAAUGUUUUGCUGCUGGUUACAGUCAACUGGAUGGUCUAAAAUACUCAUGGCGCAGAUUAGAUGGUGCACCUCUUCGAACAGAUUGUCUGAAAGACUAUGAUCGUGUGAUUGAAUUACCCAAUGUACAACCUGAAGACCAGGGUGAAUAUGAAUGUAAUGUUGAAGAUUCCCUAGGGAAAAUGGCAAGACCUAAAACCUUGAAUUUGAAAAUCACUGCUAAACCAUAUUUUACAACACCAUUACAAAAUACUGUAGUAGACAUAGGCACCGAUGUGUAUUUGACUUGUGAAGCAUCUGGCAUUCCAAAUCCUGCACAUGAAUGGUACAGAAACGAUAUAACAAUAAGUCAGUUGAUUACCACAGGUAAAUUAAAUCCAGCUCAGUACAAUAUUAUACAUGAUGGUCCAACACGAUCAACGCUACAUAUUCAGAAGAAUAAAUUGAAUAUCAAAAGUGGUGCUGUGGUCAUUACUAUUUAUUCUCCAAUUGCAGGUCAAACUUCAGACUCUGGGAUGUUUACUUGUUUGGCGUGGAACAGUUUGGGAAGUGAAUCUUCUUCAGCUGAACUACGCGUACUGGAACUAGCACCCACGUUUAGGAAGCAUCCUGUUAUGCCUAAUGAAGGUAUGAUUGGAAGCAGUGCAGUUAUGGAAUGCCAACCUGAAGGAGCUCCUGAAAUGACUGUAGAAUGGCUUCACGAUGGGACUGCUCUUACUACAAGUGACAGUUGGUUAGAUCCACAAACAGGAGGUGCAACUUGUGGGACUAAAUAUUGCAAACUACCCAGUAAAAAUCUGUUGAUAGUUAAUUUAGUCGAAUCAGAUGCUGGACAAUACACAUGUAUUGCUAAGAAUAUUUUAGGUCAAGCAGAAUCAAGUGCUUUAUUGACGGUAGUUCCACAACUAACAAUGAGUUUAACUCCGAUUUCUCGUGUUGUUUACCGAAAUUCUACAGUACUUCUUCCAUGUCGUGUUCAAAGUUCAUCGUACUUAGAUGUCAAUUAUGCUUGGUAUUUUGAGGGUGUCUAUCUUAAAUUUGACCGAUUAGAUUUGGAUGCCCGACGAUAUGAACUUGCUCAACUGUAUAGACCAUAUGGAAAUUAUUUCGGAACAUUAAAAAUAGUGAAUAUACAGUUUGAGAAUUCCGGGAAUUAUACAUGUGUGGCUGAAACACCUCUGAAUUCACAAUCAUCAAGUGGAGUGGUCAGAGUUGCUGGUCCUCCAGGACCAUGUGGAGGUGUAGUUGUUGAUUCUCAAGUUGGAGUGGACCGAGUGAAUGUGAGCUGGGCUGUUGGGACUGCACACUUAUUCCCAAUUCUAUAUUUCCAGAUUGAAGCAAAUGCUAUGUAUGACCCAUCGAAUAAAUGGACAGUUAUGGCUUCGAAUAUUAGCAUACAAAGUACAAAGCUACUUAAACCUUCAGAUCGACGAAUGACUUUUAUUGGUAAUUUAGCCGCUAAUAUGGCGUACAGAGUACGUGUGCGGGCAGGAAAUGCUUUAGGAUUGGGUGAGCCUAGUCCACCUAGUUUAUCAUUUACCACAUUGCCAACAGCACCCACUCUAAUGCCACAGAAUGUUACAGGAGGUGGAGGUAAACAUGGAACAUUAGUAUUUAAAUGGAUCCCGUUAACAAGAGUUAAUGAAAAUGGACCGAAUUUUCAUUACAGAGCUCAUAUUAAAGCUAAAGAAAAUACGGAAUAUUCUUUUCAUGAUUUAUGGACAGCAAAAAUGACAGAUGAUGAAAAAUUUAUGCAGUAUACUUUAACACUUGGAGAUAAUCUUUUCUAUAAACCUUACGAUGUUAGAAUACAAGCUGUUAAUAGUAAAGGUGCCGGUCCCUUGACUGAACCAGUAACAAUUAUGUCUGCUGCCCGUGUACCAACGAAUGCACCAAGCAGUGUAACCGCUGGAGCAUUUAAUUGUUCAGCUAUUCGAGUUUGGUGGAACCCUCCUCUUCCAUCAGAAGGUGAAGGUCCUACUUGGGGUUAUCGAAUCUUAUACUGGCCACGUAUAUCUGAUUGUCGUUCCCUUGAAUCAGAUCGUGCUAGAUAUCAGCUUGGCCAACGUCAAACAGUUCACGGAGAUGUGACAGAAGGUUUAAUUAUUGGACUAGAUGCUGAUACUUAUUACUGUAUUGCUGUUCAGAUAUUCAAUAGUGCUGGGGAUGGACCUGAAUCAAGUUUUACUGAGCAAACAACAUUUAAAACAGCCCCAAGAGAGUUUCCGACUAUGGUUACUUUAAAUGCAACUGGCAUACCUAAUACUAUUCGUGUUUCAUGGGUAGGAAUUCAAGCUAAACCAAAUGAAGAAUCAAUAGAAGGGUACUGUAUUCGCUAUUGGCCGACUGGCUCUCAGUUUAAACAAACUUUUAAAGAUGUUGAUGUCGGACUAAAGACCUUUGGUUUUAUCAGUGAUUUAAAAACUGAUGUAAGGUACAACCUACGGGUAUAUGGUUACAGUCGUGGAGGUGUUGGCACAAUGAGUUCACCAGUAAAUCAGUUUCAAAUUAUUGCUAAACAGAAAUGUAUACCUGGGGCAACUUGGGAUGGUCCAGAUUUUCGCUACAACUUUAUAUGCAAAGGUCAUUCUAUUGGUACAUCCCUGGCUUUCACAAUACUUCUGACAUUUUUAUCUACAGCUUUAAAAUACCAUAUAUAA